Dicentrarchus labrax (European seabass) is the source of this 1895-nucleotide messenger RNA. RefSeq lists its product as uncharacterized. The record is from RefSeq and is a predicted model, not a curated record. NCBI's taxonomy places the organism in Eukaryota, Metazoa, Chordata, Actinopteri, Moronidae. The transcript has 4 exons. Bases 6 to 1064 code for a protein of 352 amino acids.
UCGUCAUGCCCCCAGAUGUGGUAGACAGUGUAAGGGAAGCGAAGAACAUUGGAAUGAAAAGAUACACAGUAUUUGUUGACAAGCGAGUGAGGUCACAGGAGGAGGCAUUCACAGCUCCAAUACCACUCACCAGGCUGAAGUUGUUCAAGGCUCCAAUUUCCCAACGAUGCAACAAAUCAGAGGUGGCUGUGGUCAAGGACCAACAAGCAAAAAUGACCCAACUUUUGCUGGCUGUUCAUUCUGGUCGCAAAAUUGAUGAGGGAGUGUUCUCACAUGAAAGUUCUCCCCAUCCACCUUCACUCACUCGGAAGGGAAAAAUGCAUCACGGAAACAAGAGUGAGAUUCUAGAUUGCAUUGUCCCCAGAAAUUUAGACAACCACAGACCUGUGACAACUGCAGCUGUGCUGGAUGGUGCUGUCCUUGUUCAGAUGCUUCGUCCUGGAAGUGCUGUGACCAUUGGACAAUAUUUCACAGAUGUGUUUGCACCAUACAUCCAUUCCUGGUUUGAAAGAAAUGACCGCGUUGACAUUGUCUGGGAUGUGUACUCUAAGACAAGUUUGAAGUCCGGAACUCGGGAGCAAAGAGGCACUGGUGCAAGAAGGAGGGUUACUCUCUCAACCAAAGUUCCUGGCAACUGGGCUUCCUUCCUACGAGUGGAUCUGAACAAGCAGGAGUUGUUCAUGGAGCUAGCCAAAAGCUUGAAGCUCAUGACACUUCCACAGGGCAAGGAGCUCUUCACCACUAUGCUUGAGGACUGUGUAAGUUCACCAGCUGGCAUUGACACUGAUGCACUGGCCCCUUGCACACAUGAGGAAGCCGAUACACGGAUUUUCCUGCAUGUGGCUGCCGCUACUGUUGCUGGACAUCGUCGAGUGAUUGUCCCAGCAGUGAUAGUGAUGUUGUUGUACUGGCCAUUGCCACCUUUGUCGACCUUGGACAGAAGAUCGACAAACUCUGGAUUGCCUUUGGUGUACGGCGCCACUUCAGGUACAUUCCAGCACAUGCCAUUGCUCACAGUCUUGGACCAUCCAAGGAAAUGGCACUGCCAGCAUUUCAUGCCCUAACGGGGUGUGACACUACCUCUGCAUUCUUUGGCAAAGGCAAGAAAACAGCCUGGUCUGUGUGGCAGUCCCUGCCUGAGCUCACCUUACCACUUCAGCUGCUCUCUGGCCCAACCCCCACCACUGAGAUGAUCAGAACCCACACACCCACCCUCCAGAGAUUUGUCCUGAUGCUCUAUGGUGUAUCUGAGGACAACAUCACAACUGUGGAUGCUGCGCGACUCUCCCUCUUCUUCCACAAAGGAAAAGACUUUGACCACAUGCCACCAAGCAGUGAUGCACUCCAUCAGCACCUCCUUCGAGUAGCUUAUCAGAGUGGACAUGUAUGGGGCAAUACACUUGUCAAAGACCAUGCAACAGUAUCGCCGUCUCUAUGGGGAUGGCAGCAGGAUUCCCCAGACUCUCCACCAACUCCUGUCUACACUACAACUGCCACUAUUUCAAAGGACUUGCCAGAACUUGUCAUUUGCAAGUGUAAGACUGACUGUAAGGCACCUUGCAAAUGCUGCAUGCAGAGGCUGCCUUGCAUGUCUCUCUGUGGAUGUCGUGGCUCAUGUUCCCACAGUGGUGCAGACAUCUAAAUAGAAAAUCAUCUUAGUGAUGUAUUUACACUAAACUAUUAGUCUUCAUCACUAGAACAUUGUAGGUAUGGCAUUGCCUACUUCUAAACUGUGAACAUAGUUAUGAACUUGUUGUCUCACUAAUCAGUUCCUUUGCAUCAAUAAUACACAUAUUCAACACUAAGUUGUUAUUUAUUAAAUUAUUAUUAAGUUGUGAAUGGACUGUGUGUUUGGCAUGUGUUUUUUAAUAAAAAAUUGCAUACUUUACCUCCAA